AUGGGACACGCCGCAAGAAAUCGUUGCCCUCCGGAACGCGCGCAAGUGCUUGUGAUCGGUGGCGGCCCUGCAGGCUCCUAUGCCGCAUCUGCUCUCGCGCGAGAGGGAUUUGACGUGGUCGUGUUCGAGGCAACCAAGUUUCCGCGGUAUCAUAUUGGGGAGAGCCUUAUUCCAUCUGUACGACAUUACCUUCGCUUCAUCGACGCAGAGAAGAAGGUUGAACGAUAUGGCUUCGCGCUGAAGCCCGGAGCUGGCUUCAAGCUCAACCAAUACAAGAGAGAGGGAUAUACAGACUUCCUCGCAUUAGGCCAUGACACUAACGCGUGGAACGUCCCGCGGGCCGAGUUCGACCAACUGCUCCUUGACCACGCGUCAGAAUGCGGAGCUCGGGUAUUUCAGCAGACGAGGGUCGCCGAGGUGCACUUCGAACGUCAUAAAGAACUAUCGGCGGUGACCGCCUUGCCAAGUGGGGAUGUUGGAAGAGCUGUGGCAGCCUCCUAUGUUGCAGAGAUGUCGGAUGGCAGCAAACGAGAGGGCAGGAUCGCGUUCGACUAUGUCGUCGACGCCAGCGGGAGGGCCGGGAUCAUCUCGUCGAAGUACCUGAAGAAUCGAAGAUUCACUGAAAGCUUGAAAAAUCUUGCGAUAUGGGGAUACUGGCGCGGUACGAACCUCUAUAUGGCGAACAGCGAGUCGAAUCGCCGAGGUGCGACAUAUUUCGAGGCGCUCACAGACGAAUCGGGAUGGGCCUGGUUCAUCCCACUUCACAACGGCACGACCUCGGUCGGUAUCGUCAUGCACCAGCAGAUCUACAACGGAUACGUGAAAGCGGAUCCCACAGGCACCGCCCGCCCGUCACUGGUCGAUCGUUAUACUUCACUCCUGGAUCUUGCACCAGGGGUGAAGAAGCUCAUCCACAACGGCGAGUUUGUCACGGGCUCGGUCGGUGUAGACGAGAGGGGCAUCGUUGGUGAUGUGCCCCCGGUCAAGAUGGCGAGCGACUUCAGCUACAGCGCCUCGCGGUACGCGGGCAACGGCUGGAGAAUAAUCGGCGACGCGGGAGCCUUCAUCGACCCGUUUUUCUCCUCGGGGAUCCACCUUGCAUUCACAGGCGGCCUCGCAGCUGCUGCAAGCAUCUCCGCCUCCAUUCGAGGUGACUGCGAUGAACACAGCGCCGCAAAGUGGCAUACUGAGCGCAUUGCUAUCAGCUAUACUCGAUUCCUCGUUGUCGUGCUAGGCGCAUACAAACAGAUCCGCUCCCAAUCGUCCGCCGUCCUCUCCGACAUCGACGAGGACAACUUCGACCGCGCCUUCAACACGAUCCGACCCAUCAUCCAGGGCGCCUCCGACAUCGGCGCCCGCCUAUGCCCAGAAGAGCUCGACAACGCGCUCGACUUCUGCGGGAAACUAUUUGCGCCCACGACGCCCGAGAUGCACCAGGCCGCAAGCCGGCGCGUGCCGCUGGAGAUGAUGGACGUCAACGCCCCUGUGCGCGAUAUCGGCGGGCUCAAGAUGGGCGAAGAGGACGAGGAUACGGUGUUGGUGCUCGAGAAGGUGAACGCCCGGCGGUUUGUGCAUAAGGACCACGGCGGGAUCAGUAAUUUCGAGGAUGAGCCGCUGAGCGGAUGGGCUGCUCGGUUGCAGAGAGGGACACUCGGGCUGGUGAAAUUGACAGAGUAG
Molecule: messenger RNA, 1677 nt
Organism: Punctularia strigosozonata HHB-11173 SS5
Lineage: Eukaryota; Fungi; Basidiomycota; Agaricomycetes; Corticiales; Punctulariaceae
Product: FAD/NAD(P)-binding domain-containing protein
Exons: 7
Coding region: 1-1677 (558 amino acids)
Molecular function (GO): monooxygenase activity
Source: RefSeq, a predicted model, not a curated record